Messenger RNA from Blepharisma stoltei, 981 nucleotides. The record is from the annotation of a GenBank genome assembly. Lineage: Eukaryota; Ciliophora; Heterotrichea; Heterotrichida; Blepharismidae.
AUGUCAAGCAAAAGGGCUAAAGGCUAUUUGGUAGAAGGUUCAACUGAUGAAGGGAAUAUUGAAACUUUGACAGAAAACAUUGAACAAAGUGUAAGGAGAAUCCAAUGCUGCCCUGUUCUUUCUGAUGAUUGGCUUGUGGUUGCUACUGAAAUAGAGAGAUUAAGCCAUUUGUCAGCACUGGAAGAAAACACUAAUAGCAACCAAGCUCAAAAUGAAGAGGGCAUGAAGAUGCUUGGGAAAAGCGGAAAUGAGACACUUUGGGAUACGAAAAAUCAUAUAGAAACACUUAAAGCUCUAGUUGAGCAGGCAAAAUGCAAUGUUUUGAUAAGGCUUAUUAAGGAAUAUAAAGAGUGGACUCGAUUGCCUUCAGCCCCACAAGAAGUCCAAAAUUGUGUUGCAAGACAUCAUAGAGAAUAUGAUGAAAUUAUAUCAAAGUUAAACCAAUUUGAAUUCGACCUCGGGCUUCUUCUAAAACGACUUUUCGAACACGCUGAAACUUUACAGAUCUCUGACAUCCCUCUUCUAUUAGAACAUAUCAACUUUAUUUUAAGAGGAAUUAUAGAUAGAGCAGCCUCUUUAGAACACUUAGAUUUACGACAAGAAAGCUUGGUCUUUUUUUAUCUGUAUUCAAUAUUCAAAGCAAUUGAGCAACUCAACGAAGAGCAAAUCGUCCACUGGAGCAAAGAGCAUGAGCUGCCUAGACUUCUAGUCAUCAUUUUGGUGGAUUUUCACAGCAUCUAUUCUGAAGGCUGUAAAACAAAACUGUUAGAAGCCUUAGGAGCUAUGUCAGACGUAGAUUCAUUUUUUAGUAAUGAUUAUGAUUUCGCUGAUGCUCAUUAUAAGCAAGAACUGAUUAACCUAAAAAAAGGAAUGAUAAGAGAUCUCAUUGUGGAGCACCCAGAAAAGAGACCAGGAAUUCGGCCAUUCUUAGACUUGAUUGACAAAUAUGAAAGAGAUAUAAGGUUUCCAAAGAGAAAAUAA